Chiroxiphia lanceolata (lance-tailed manakin) is the source of this 1218-nucleotide messenger RNA. RefSeq lists its product as uncharacterized. Lineage: Eukaryota; Metazoa; Chordata; Aves; Passeriformes; Pipridae. The coding region runs from base 24 to 1019 and encodes 331 amino acids. The transcript has 2 exons. The record is from RefSeq and is a predicted model, not a curated record.
GAAAAUAUUUUGAGGGCCAUUUGAUGGGAAUGUCCGCUCUUGGGGAGGGGAAGAGCUGCCCUGAGCUGCCCCUGCCCUGUGCCCCGAGUGAGCUGAGCCAGAUGCUGCAGGCAGAGCUGUGUGUGGAGCUGGUGCUGCCAUGGAAGCGGUACUGCAGGCUGCCUGGGGCCUGGGGAGGGAAUGCUGGUGUACCCCAAUCCCCAGGGUGCUCCUUGGUUCCAGCACCUCUUCCACAGGCCAUGAGUCCAGUUUUGGGCAGAGCUGCUUUGUGCCCCCCGUGCCCAAGGCUUGGCCCUGCCUGUGUUCCCUUCAGGCCAGCUGGGAGUGGGGUUUUUCCCGUGGUUGCUGCUGAUGGAGUCAGCGCUGCUGGAAUCUGCCCUGCUCCCCUGCAGGAGCAGCUGAACAAGACAACAGCAGCCACCUGGAUGAUAGAAGAAGAAAAUAUUAAAGCAAAAAUAUUGUGGUCUAAACUCUCCAGCCAGGCAGAUGUUUCCUUAUCUCCCCACACCCCCUGUGUGACUGCUCCCAGCCAGAGAACAGCCCUGCUGCAAGCAGCUUUCCAGCCUGACCUUGGGAUUCCUUUCACACACACACUAAUCUCAGCUCUGGCUUGCUCAAAACCACAAUAUUUUUGUUUUCUGCUUCUUUUUCUGCUUCUUUUAUCAUCCAGGUGGCUGCUGUUGUCUUGUUUAGCUGCUCCUACACUCUCUUGGUGCAGCUCAGCACUGUCCCCACAGGGAUCCACUGGCAGCCAAGCUGUGCCUCAUGGAAGUGAGCAAAGGGACAGGGAAUUCCUACCCCUCACCUUGUGGUACGCUGACCCUGCCAGGAAGGAACACUUGUCCUCCGGCCUCGCUGGCCACGGGGAUCACAUCCUGCUUCCCUUUAGCGUACAGAGCCCUCUCCCUCUUCCCCAGCACUGUGCCCAUGUGGGACCAAAAUCUCUGGUGUGCAGCCAGAGCCCCCUGGCCUUGCCUGCUGCUUGCACAGUGAGAGCUCCCAGUGCCCCCACUAGGUAGGUGGGUCUACCUACAGUUGGGACCAGUAAGAGAAAUGUUUCUAUGAACAGUGACCAAACUACCACUCACCACUUCUUCCUCACAAAGUGUUCCUGUGCCCUGGAAUGUCUGUACAUACGUGACUCUUGUUCCUGGGACAGUCGUACAAACACCCCUCGUGCUCUGGAAUGGAACCAAUAAAUUAUGUUGUAUUUACACA